AGUAAGUUGAGCCAAAGGGUAAGUUGAGCCACCCCCUGUUUCUUGGAAAUGGUAAAAAAAAAAUAUUUAGGAGAUGGGCAUCAAUUCAUGGAGUCUGUGAAGGUUAGAAGCACGUGGGUAAAGGGGUUAGACAUUUAUAAAAAAAAAAAUAAUAAAUAAAAAAAACAUUUUUCACUCUUGAAAGUGAAUUUAGUCUGUCAUAAGUUUUAUUAGAAUUGUGUUCAGACCAAAAAAGAUCAUUUUGAAUAUGUUUUAUACAUCAAUUGUGGUAUCUAUGAGCUACAACAUGAGGUCAAAAACCUAGCAUAAAAGUCCACCAUUUUAGCUCAGAGGACUAAUAAAGUCAUAAUAGUAGUUUAGGGGUAAAAGUAAAAAAGUAUGAUGAGAGGAUCAGAGUUCCAGUUCAGACCCUUAAAAUUUUUGACUUUUUCUUUUGAAGAAUACAGCUGUGAAUGUUCUGAAUCACUUAAAGGCAUUCUCAUGUUAAAAUGUAUUUGUUUUACAAAACAGCUUUUUAGCAGUUAUAUGCAGUGAUAAUAAAAAUAAUAUUUGUACCAGUUGAAUACAAUAUAAUAGAUAAAAUACACAUGAAUGUGAAGAAGUGAAGAAGAACUUACCCCAUACACGGGGGUAAUUGAUCAUAGGAGACCACUUUUUUGGGAUGCUUUUUUAUCAAGACAGUCAUGUUUACACUCAUUCUGUUGGUUUGCAGGGAUGCACAACAUCUUGAAAUAUAUGCAGAUACACUAGUGAGAGACAAAACUAUGAUUGCCUUGAUGUUGUGAUCCGAAAUAUGACAAAUGGCUCAUCUCUCACUCUCCCCUACAGAUUUCAGCAUCAACUGUAUUUGAGUGGCCGUGUCGUACUCCGGCCAGGUGGGGGCAGUAGAGCACCAUAAAUGUAUUCACCGACGGCGCGCCACAGACAGAAACAAGCGUGCAAAACUGCGCUCAUUCCUCCUUCUCGUGUGCUUGAAGACACGCACUCUGUGAAAGGUGGAACUAACUUUUAUCAUCCAGAGAAGAGUUAGAGAACAGCGGGGAGAUAUUUCUGGUCAAAAGGGUCGCGAAGAACCAUAACCAUGUCUGCCUCAUCGGCGAAAGUCAGCAGGAAGGAGAAUUCAAAUCACGACGGAGCGGACGAGACCUCCGGUAAGAAUGGCGGUUAUCCUGAGCAACGCCAUUUUCAUUUGUUUAUCGUCAGUAUGUUGUCUGAAGCGGAGUUUGUUCAGUCAAAAUAACCAUCAAAUUACACGGAGACGCCUAAAUUAGUUUUUCCCUGCUUUCAAACGCUGAAAUUAAACGCUGUUGUGCGCGACUGUUUUAGCAUGCUAACAGGCUAACAGCGUGAGAGGUGGGCUAGCCGUUAGCUUAUUUAGCUCUCAGUUCACAUGAAGGAGAAACGCUAUUUACAUUACAUAAGCUGCACAUAGCGUGGUACUAUGCAGCUGGCAGUUUUAUAAAGUUUGUUUUGAGGCUGUGGAGGUGGUAUCGCGCGUAGCUGUGCGCCUCCUCCUGCAGAGCUUUACAUUGUUUGCACACAUAAUUAGCAUGUGCAUCCAUCCCCGAACCCUGAACCCUCUCAGUCUAAAGAGGCCGAGCACGGAUAACACGAGCCGAGCAGAUCACUUUAACAAUGACGGGGGAGUUUCUGCGCGCAAAAGAUGGCCCCGCAGACUGUAAACACGCACUUUUAACUCCUUUAAUUGCGGUAAUAAUGUUUAAAUUUCGUUUAUAUGAUGUGUUGAAAGAGCUUGAUUAGGCUUUUAAAUGGCUCGCUGUUAGUAAUGGUCAGUGUGUAACAGGCAGCAGGUCCCAGACAAAAAACGGCGUUCAGCCUCUCAUUCAAACCAGGCCGCCUUGAGCUGCAACAGGAAGCACCAAACUGCAGGAGGCAGAGGGUCUGAGUGCCGUGAAGACACACACUCACAUACACUUACGCACACUAACCAAAACACGCUACUGCUGGCGUCCCGCGUUAUUUAACUCCGUGCAUGCUGCAGCGGAGAAGUCUCCUGUGAGGAUCAGCCCAAUGUGAUUCACAUAUUAAUUAUUUUAAUAGUCAAACCCAAGUGAUUGUUAAUGUUUUGCAUGAAAAUAGACUGCUGCAGCACCCUAAAUAACGCCCAUACAUUACAUCCUUUAUUAAAUAUGUGUAUUAAAAAGCAUCCAAAGUACAUUUGUAAAACUUCCUGGGGUAUAUUUAAUAGGGCCCGACAGAUAUGGAUUUUUUGGGGCCGAUGCCGUUUUUUUUUACGACGAGUUUUGGCCGAUUACCGAUUAGUCUCAAACAGGCAAAAAUUGACUGAUUUAAUCGGCUCGCCGAUAAAUCGGUCGGGCCCUUAUAUCUAACCAAACUACAAUGUUAACCAAAGUGGUGCGCUGUAGAAAAGGUUGACAUUAAAACAGUGAAACACAGGCUUAACCCCAUUAAAAAUUGUCCUGUUGUUAAUAGCCACACUAACGUUUAAUAUUAAACAAAUAAACUUAAAUGUAAAAACUUGAGUGAUUUUUUUUUUUUUUUGAUUAGAUGUAGACAAACACAGUGACAUAUUAAACAAAUGACUUUGGGGUCUUUGUCUAGCUGUCAAAAAUUAUUGAGAAAAUAAAAUACAAAGUUAAUAGUUAAGUCAAAAAAGAAGACAAAAGAAAGUUUCGUUUAAAUCUAAGUUUUGGUCAUUGACAGAAUUUAUUUAUUUUUAUCAUUUAUAAACGAUGUUGUUGUCCAUGUGAUAUGAUGAUUAUGAUGAAAUAUGAAUAAUUCCAUCCCUACUCAUUUAUCACAAACUUAAAUGGGACACAUCAUAAUUCAUUAAAAUUCUGAGAACAGAAUUAAGACAUGAAAGUUAUUUUUAAGACAAGAAGAAUGAUAAAAUGGACUGAUACGGUUGUCCUGAAAAUUUUGUCUAUUUAACUCACCCUGUUAAAGUUGGCAUUGGCUGGUCCUAAUUUUUUUUUUUUUUUUUUAAAUAAAAGUUUCUAGAUAAUUUCUAUUUAUUAUAAGAUUAGUGGAUUAAUCUUAUAGUGCCACCAUGAGGAGUUGUUAAGUACUGAUACAGUGAAUAAAAAGGAAAUGAUAGUGCUAAAUUUUGAUAUUCUAAUAUAUAAACAAUUCCUUCUCUCUAAUAUGCCACUCAAGAAAGGAUGAGGUUAGACUGCAGUAUCAAUAUUUCUGCUCCCUUUAUAAUUCUGGCCUUUAAUAGUGUUUUUAUUUGAGAGAUACUGUAUUUUAUUUUAUGUAUUUUACACAUUUAUUUACCUCUCAUCAAAAAUCUGUUUACUUUUAGAAAAAGAGCAACAGGAAGCAAUCGAACACAUUGAUGAAGUACAGAAUGAAAUCGACAGGUGAGUUUGAACGUUGUGGGUGAGUCUUGAAAUUGUCUGUCUGUCAACAUUGUUUUUUCUGACUUAUUUUGGGUUUUACUUUCAGACUGAAUGAACAAGCAAGUGAAGAAAUUUUAAAAGUAGAGCAGAAGUACAACAAAUUACGCCAGCCGUUCUUUCAGAAGAGAUCAGAACUCAUCGCCAAAAUCCCCAACUUCUGGGUCACAACAUUCGUCAACCAUCCACAAGGUAAACUCUUGUUCAUUACUUUGUCGUCUGUCUGUGUGAUCAACCCAAACAUUUUUUUGACCUCCUUUACAAUUUCUCUGCCCUGUAGUUUCAGCACUUCUGGGGGAGGAGGAUGAGGAGGCACUUCAUUACUUGUCGAGGGUGGAGGUCACUGAGUUCGAGGACAUCAAGUCUGGCUACAGAAUAGAUUUUGUAAGUAUUAGUUUUCCAAGUCUGUAUUCGUAAAAACGAAGUCCCUCUUUUAUUUAUUUAUUUAUUUUCUCUGACACAGCUGUCUUCUUUUUGUCAUUUUCGCUUUGUGUUUUAGUAUUUCGACGAGAACCCAUAUUUCGAGAACAAAGCCCUCUCCAAAGAGUUUAACGUAAACGAGAGUGGAGACCCCGUGUCCAAAUCUUCUGAAAUCAAAUGGAAAGCUGGAAAGGUUGGUUGCAUUUUUUUAUGUUGGUUCCAAAUCAUUUUUUUCCUCCUCAACAAGCACUUAAUAGCUGGACUUUUUUUUUUUAUUUGAUUCAAUUUUUGCUCUUUGCAAUGCAUGUUUGAAAGACCUUUCUAACCUUCAUGUCCGCAGGACCUGACAAAGCGCACAGGCCAGACGCCGAACAAAGCAGGGAAGAAACGGCAGCACGAGGAACCAGAGAGCUUCUUCACCUGGUUCACCGAUCACUCAGAUGCAGGGGCUGACGAGCUGGGGGAAGUCAUCAAGGACGACAUCUGGCCCAAUCCGCUGCAGUACUACCUGGUAAACUCUUUAUCUGUUUGCCUUUUUAAUACCAAUAAGGAUGUUAAAAACAUUCAUCAAAGUCAUAGUUUGUGACCAAGUUUGUGAACCUGAGGGGGAUUUUUGGUUACAGGCUGUAAGAUUUUACCAAGAUGGGGGUCAUUUGUUUACAGACUAAAAUAAGAGUUUAUUUGAAGAUUAUUUUCUUUCAAGCUACUGACAUCAAUUCACAAGUACAGAAGAAAAUAGGGGAAAACUGGAAGAACUUCUGGCAACAGUUUUCCUGAAUGCAGUGAUUAAGAUCAUUUGAAGUGUUGAAAACCAUCAUGUUAGCAGGACCAGAUUAACUGGAAAACAGACCACGAGGAAAGGCUAUGUACACACACGCACACUUCAGAAGUUCAAUAAGUCCAACUUUUUUAUGAAUGAGUACAGAGAACAAAGAUUAGAGGGUCUUGAGAAACAUUUGAAAGAAAACAGGCAAGGCAAAACCCGAAUGUGAAGCUUGUUUGAGAAAGUGCUCACCCUGCAGGAUUAGGCGGCAUGUUCUACCUCCCCCUCGUCCUCUUCUCUUGGAAGAGAGAAAAGAAAACAAAGGAAGGAAAGGAGACAUAAAGGAGGGAAGUGGCAGAGCCAGGGUGAGGGGUUUGUGAACUUUGUAGGUCUUGUUGGGUCUAGACGAGAAUUGCCGAAUUUAAAGACAGAAGAGUCUAAAUCACAUAAAAAGGAUGUGAACAAUGACCCAUUUGCAAGAAUUCAUGCCAGUAGUUUGCAAUAUGACUUUGCAAUAAAACUUCACUGAAGAUCACACCUGUGUUUUUGUUCUUUAACAGAGUGGUAAGUACUAUAUGACCAGGAACAUAAUGAACAUUUGCUGCAGGCGGGGCUGUGAAUUCAGUUUUUUUUACCUACUCUUUACCAGCUUUAAAAGAUUUUUUAAAAAGGAGACCACUCCUGUUUUUCCCUCAAAUCAGCAUCCCUCCCUACCUAAUUAUAAAAGCAAGCAACCAAGUCCAUGAAAACCUACUUGAUGGGUAUAAGUGCCCCAAGGGAUGUCUUCUGUUUCUGUGUAGGGGAGUCCACCCUCUGUGGUGAGUUAGCUGCUCUGUUUGAGUCUCUGUGUAACUUAAGCCUCUGUCCUGAGAGGUGCUAACUGAGCUCUCUCACACACAAAUAUUCUGCAUCAGUGCUAAGAGAGUUCUCCCAUCACCGCGCCUUUUUACUUCCAGCACCCUGAGAAAGCACAACAUUGGUGUCCCAGUGCAGGACUACACAUCGCAUUAUGUUAUUGUAGAGUUCGAGAGUGAUGGCUUUCGUUAAGGCACACUGAGAGCUCUGAACACACACUUAGAUAUGCACACACACACACAGAGCUGUCCCGCCCUGCCUGCUCCAAUACGUCAGAUUCAUCUUCCCCAUGUUUUGCCUUUGUUACUUCUUCUGAGGAAGGAUCAGAGUAGAAACAACUACAGCCCAUUAUUACACCCCUGUGAAAUGUCAGUAUGAAAGCGCCCAGAGUUUGUCCAAAGUCAGCCAUGAUGGGAGUGUUGUUUUUGGCUCCAGGGUCAUUACUAACCUUUGAAUCUUUCGUUGUCACCCACAGAAAAUGUCCAUAGGUGCUUGUUGAUCUUUUGCUCUGUUGCAGAAAAUUGAGGCUGUAAACACUUCUUACGGAGUUUAAUGGUCUGCCUGGAUUUUUUUUCCUUGUAUUAUUUUGAAUCUUCUCGGGGCGAGAAUUAGCCAAGUAGCCUGUCUCAUAAUUCGACAUUUAGGUCACUGACAUCCUCAGUAUCUGCAUGUUUAUUCGUUCAUCACUUCUCCUUUAUAAUUUUUCUGACACAGGGAGACCCGAAACGAUUCCUCACAUCAGAUUUAAAGGCCACCAGAUCAUCCAGUUUAAAAAUUGCUGUUGUUCACUUUCUAACCUCUGUGACUCUCCCUCAGGUCCCCGACAUGGAGGAUGAUGAAGGAGAUGGUGAUGAUGACGAUGAGGAAGAAGAGGGUCUGGAAGAUAUCGACGAGGGAGAAGAGGAGGAAGGUGAAGACGAAGACGAGGAUGGAGACGGGGAAGAUGGAGAGGUGAGGAUACUCAGAAGUGGAAUAACAGCACCAGAAAGUAAUUCAACAACCAGCCUAAUAUUUGUUUCCUUUUGAACCCUCAGGAUGACGGCGAAGAUGAUUAAACUUCUCAGCUAACACCUUUCCCCCGUCCUUCCUCUGUGAUCAUCCCACAAACCUCGGGAGCAAAAUAUUUUGUUUGUUUAUUUUUUGGGGAGGGGAGGGGUGGGAUUUGUAUAAAAAGUUUCCUGUGUGUCGUCAGCAUGUCCAUCCUCUUCCUCUGCAGCUACGGCGUACCGGCGUUGGGUGUGUCUGGGUUGCAGCGGGGCGGGGUUGGCCCUCAGAGUCUCACUUGUCAUUGUUUCCCUACAUCUCCCAAAGACUUGCAAAAGAAUAAAAAAAAAUUUGUAGCAUUCUGCACGUCAUACCUACGUAGAUUUAAAAUACGUACAAUAGCAAUUUCUAUGUAAAAUAUGGGUUCUGUUGAAGUUGUGAGUUCAAUAAAAAUAAGCCAUGGUGCAGUGAUAACUUAAUCAUAGCAUCCUUAGCCACUUUUAUAUAUAUAAAUGUAUAUUAUAAUAUAUCCAGUGGUGGGGGGACUGAGGCUUAUUAUUAGAAGUUGCAUUUUCCUCUGUGACUUAAUUGUACUAAUGGAACUGAUCGAAAGCACCAGCUCGUUCCUUUCAACCAUUGUAAAUGUUUUGGGGUUUUCAUGUAUCAUGGUCAGACAGGUGUUUAUUGUACACAGUUUAACAGGGAGGGGGAGGGGAGGUGCGGUGGGGGCAGCUGGGCUUUGACAACAACUCUGGACGUCUGUUUGAGAAUCUUUUUGUUUUUCAGGCACCCACAAGAAACGUUUGAAUUGUACAUUUUUUUAUAUAAACAACCUAAAAAUUUUGAGCUUGGCUUAACAUUUUGAAGAUGGGAGAUGAAAAGGUUUCUGUGGAGUCCUCUCUGUGGAGUCUGCAGCUUUUCUCCUGUUCUGCGGGAAACCUGUUCACAGUAAAUUAAGUGUACCAGUUGCUUUGUUACAAUAAAUAAAUGUAUACAUGAUGCUUGGAGUAGUUUGAUCAAA
Molecule: messenger RNA, 7423 nt
Organism: Xyrichtys novacula (pearly razorfish)
Lineage: Eukaryota; Metazoa; Chordata; Actinopteri; Labriformes; Labridae
Source: the annotation of a GenBank genome assembly